Miscanthus lutarioriparius is the source of this 1002-nucleotide messenger RNA. The record is from the annotation of a GenBank genome assembly. Lineage: Eukaryota; Viridiplantae; Streptophyta; Magnoliopsida; Poales; Poaceae.
AUGGCGCCGCUCUACUUCGCGCUGGGGCUCGGUUACGGCUCGGUGCGGUGGUGGAAGCUGUUCACGCCGGACCAGUGCGACGCCAUAAACCGCCUCGUGGCCUACUUCGCCGUGCCCUUCUUCGCCUUCGACUUCGCCUCGCGCAUCGACCCCUUCGCGCUCAGCUACCGGGUCCUGGCCGCUGACGCGCUGUCCAAGCUCGCCGUCGCGCUCGCUCUCGCUGCCUGGGCCACCGCAACAUCAGCAUCCGCGUCCGCGCGCCGUGGCGGCGCCGGCGCCGGCGGCAAGGGCAAGGACAGGGCCUUGUCGUGGUGCAUCACGGGGUUCUCGCUUGCCACGCUCAACAACACGCUCGUCCUCUCCGUGGUGCAGUUCAUCGUCUACUUCCCGGCUUUGCUGCUCGCGUUUGAGGCCAGGCGCGCCGGCAAGCUGGCCGUUGCGGAGGAAGCUGCAGGUGACGUUGACGAACGCGGCGGCGCUGUGGGUGGCGAGACGGCGGUUCACUCGUUCUGGCCGCUGGUCAGAGCGGUCUGGACGAAGGUGGCGAGGAACCCGAACAUCUACGCAGGCAUUCUUGGCGUCUCGUGGGCUUGCGUCACCAACAGGUGGCACAUCGAGACGCCGAGCAUCAUCCAGGGCUCCGUGCUCGUCAUGUCCAAGACCGGCGUUGGCCUCGCCAUGUUUAGCAUUGGGCUGUUCAUGGCGCUGCAAGAGAAGAUCAUCGUCUGCGGCGCCGGGCCGACGGUGCUCGGCAUGGCACUGCGGUUCGUGGCCGGGCCGGCUGCCACCGCCGCCGGGGCCGGGGCUCUCGGCCUCCGCGGCGACGUCCUGCGCCUCGCCGUCAUGCAGGCCGCGCUUCCCCAGUCCAUCACCACGUUCGUGUUCGCCAGGGAGUACGGCCUGCACGCGGACGUGCUGAGCACAGCGGUCAUCUUCGGGACGCUGGCGUCAUUGCCCGUGCUCAUCGUCUACUACAUUGUUCUAGGAUUGAUACGGUGUUAA